Lathyrus oleraceus (garden pea) is the source of this 1322-nucleotide messenger RNA. Its product is annotated as putative F-box/FBD/LRR-repeat protein At5g62970. Gene Ontology annotation, molecular function: protein binding. The record is from RefSeq and is a predicted model, not a curated record. Bases 25 to 1209 code for a protein of 394 amino acids. Lineage: Eukaryota; Viridiplantae; Streptophyta; Magnoliopsida; Fabales; Fabaceae. The transcript is spliced from 3 exons.
UUGACUCCCUUGUUAAAGUCAUCGAUGAGUGCAAUGUCACGGAGGCCUAGGGUUGGCAUUCAACAAAAAGAGGACAGACUAAGCGGUUUGCCGGACGUACUUAUCGAUCACAUCCUCUCAUUCCUUCCGACUAAAGAUGCCGUGGCCACAAGCAUCCUUUCAAAGCAUUGGAAACCAUUCUGGCGGGCACAGCAACUCAAACUUUACUUCGAUGACAGAUCCUUUCCAUCCACCUUCGCCUUUCUCCAAUUCUUCAGUUCUUUCAUGGAUAUGCGAGAUAAUACACUACCCAUCCUCUCAUUCCACCUCAUAUGUCAGUCCCUCUCCUACGUCGAUUUCCACCGUUUUGCUUUUGAGGCAAUUAUGAAUGGAGUUGAAAACCUAACUAUCGAUCUCUUCCUCCCAACCAGAUUGCCUCCUUUAGUUCUAACUAGCUUGAACUUGUUGGUCCUCAAAUUGAAGAGAGUGACAUUGAACAACGCUCCGAAUGUUGAACUUCCUUCACUCAAAGUUCUUCACUUGGAAUCGGUCACUUUCACUUAUCAUGAAUAUCUUGAAAGACUUGUAUAUGGCUGUCCCAUUCUAGAGGAGUUGGAAACAAAGGAUUUAAGAGUAGAGAUCCCUAAUAUGUAUCCUCCUACAGAUAUUUCAACCAUAUCCAAUUUGAUCAGAGCUAACAUUUCCGAUUAUCUUAUUCAGUUUGAGUGGCUUCAUAAUGUGGAGCAUCUCCACCUACAUCUGAACAGGAACCCACAUUCUGUUUACAGCGGCGUGUUUCACAAGUUAACGUACCUCGACAUUAUAUUCAACUUUGACCAUGAACCAUUCGCCAUUUUCAAGUGGCAAUGGCUCGGAAAACUGCUUCAAAAUACCCCCAUCCUUCAAACUCUUAUCAUUCAUGAAGUCUCUAAGGUUCAUGUUGAUGUACUACCCUCUUUUAAAGAGUGGGACUUGGAGCGGGAGUGGUCCGACCCAAAAAUUGUUCCAGAAUGCCUUUUAUCUCAUCUUACAACAUGCUCUCUUGAAAAUUACAGCCCCAUAAAUUGUGAGCUUCGAUUUGCAAAAUAUGUAAUGCAGAAUUCAAGACUACUAAGCAGCAUGACAAUUCAGAGCGACAAACUCUUAGAUGCAGAUGCAAAUUUACAAAUGUUCAUAGAUUUAUCUUCCUGCCCAAGGAUUUCACCCACAUGUAAACUUUUAUUUGUUUGAAUGAUGUCGAUCACAUGUAACGUUUUAUCUAUUUCAAUAGAAACUCUAUGCUUGUCACAAACAUACUAUUAACGAGUUUCUACUUUAUAAAUUUAUUCUUAAUCUUCUUGCAA